Messenger RNA from Diceros bicornis minor, 1647 nucleotides. RefSeq names its product cytochrome P450 2D14-like. The transcript is spliced from 9 exons. Gene Ontology annotation, molecular function: heme binding; iron ion binding; oxidoreductase activity, acting on paired donors, with incorporation or reduction of molecular oxygen, reduced flavin or flavoprotein as one donor, and incorporation of one atom of oxygen. Gene Ontology annotation, cellular component: cytoplasm; intracellular membrane-bounded organelle. Lineage: Eukaryota; Metazoa; Chordata; Mammalia; Perissodactyla; Rhinocerotidae. Bases 1 to 1503 code for a protein of 500 amino acids. Gene Ontology annotation, biological process: arachidonate metabolic process; xenobiotic metabolic process. The record is from RefSeq and is a predicted model, not a curated record.
AUGGGGCUACUGACUGGGGAGACACUGGGGCCCCUGGCCGUGGCCGUGGCCAUCUUCCUGCUCCUGGUGGACCUGAUGCACCGACGCCAACGCUGGGCCCCACGCUACCCACCAGGCCCCAUGCCCCUGCCUGGACUGGGCAACCAGCUGCAGGUGGACUUCCAUGACUUGCUUUCCUGCUUUACUCGGCUGCGGAGCCGCUUCGGGGACGUGUUCAGCCUGCAGCUGGCUUGGACGCCUGUGGUCGUAAUCAACGGGCUGGCGGCCAUGCGCGAGGCGCUGGUGGAUCAGAGCGAAGACACCGCCGACCGCCCACCUAUGCCUGUUUUUGAGCACCUGGGCUUCGGACCCCACGCGCAAGGGAUCCUCUUUGCCCGCUAUGGGCGCGCCUGGCGGGAGCAGCGGCGCUUCUGCGUGUCCACCCUGCGCAACUUCGGCAUGGGCAAGAAGUCCCUGGAGCAGUGGGUGACCGAGGAGGCCUCGUGCCUCUGCGCCGCCUUCGCAGACCAGGCCGGACGGCCCUUUAGCCCCAACGCCCUGCUGAAUAAAGCGGUGGGCAACGUGAUCGCCUCCCUCACCUUUGGGCGCCGCUUCGAGUACAACGACCGGCGCUUCCUCAAGCUAUUGGACCUCGCAAAUGAACAACUGAAGGAAAAUUCUGGCUUUCUGCCCCAGGUGGUGCAUGCCAUACCAGUGCUCCUGCACAUCCCGGGGCUGGUCGACAAGGCUUUUCCUGCCCAGAGGGCCUUCAUGGCCCUGGUGGAUGAGCUGGUUGCUGAGAACAGGAUGACCCGGGACCCAGCCCAGCCUCCCCGAGACCUGACUGAUGCCUUCCUGGACGAGGUGCAGAAGGCCAAGGGGAACCCCGAGAGCAGCUUCAAUGAUGAGAACCUGCGCCUGGUGGUGACUGAUCUGUUCUUUGCCGGGAUUGUGACCACCUCGACCACACUGGCCUGGGCCCUCCUGCUCAUGAUCCUGCACCCGGAUGUGCAGCGCCGUGUCCAACAGGAGAUUGAUGAGGUGAUAGGGCAGGCACGGCGACCAGAGAUGGGGGACCAGACCCACAUGCCCUUCACCAUGGCCGUGGUCCAUGAGGUGCAGCGCUUUGGGGACAUCAUCCCACUGGGCUUGCCCCACAUGACAUCCCGCGACAUUGAAGUACAGGGCUUCCUCAUCCCCAAGGGGACGGGGCUUUUCACCAACCUGUCAUCGGUGCUGAAGGACGAGACCGUCUGGAAGAAGCCCUUCCGCUUCCACCCCGAGCACUUCCUGGACGCCCAGGGCCGCUUCGUCAAGCAGGAGGCCUUCAUGCCCUUCUCAGCAGGCCGCCGCUCGUGCCUCGGGGAGCCCCUGGCCCGCAUGGAGCUCUUCCUCUUCUUCACCUGCCUCCUGCAGCACUUCAGCUUCUCGGUGCCCACUGAGCAGCCCCGCCCCAGCGACCACCGAGUGUCUGGUAUACUGGUGACCCCAUCCCCCUACCAGCUCUGUGCUGUGCCCCGCUAGAGGCUUGACCAAGUGCCUAACCCACUCCUGGAGAAGCACUGAUGUACAAUAAAACAGUCUGAUGGCUCCAACCUGGCUUUAGUCCCACUCUGGCCCCGUGACCAGGCACAGCUAGUGAUUUGGCCUCAGCAGCCUCCCCAGGCC